AAACAGAGCUUACACAAAAUACUUUACCUUCCCAGGUUUUUCAGUUCUUGAAUGCUAAAUGUGAGUCUGCAUUCCUUUCCAAGAGAAACCCCCGUCAAAUCAACUGGACUGUUCUGUAUAGGCGUAAACACAAGAAAGGACAGUCAGAAGAGAUACAAAAGAAGCGCACACGUCGUGCUGUUAAGUUUCAGAGAGCUAUCACUGGUGCAUCUUUAGCUGAGAUUAUGGCUAAACGAAAUCAGAAGCCCGAAGUACGAAAGGCGCAGAGGGAACAAGCUAUUAGGGCUGCAAAGGAAGCCAAGAAGGCUAAGCAGGCAACCAAGAAAACGGCUGUUUCUGCUGCAAAGGCUCCUACAAAGGCAGCGCCUAAGCAGAAGAUUGUGAAACCAGUCAAGGUUUCUGCUCCCCGUGUUGGUGGAAAGCGCUAACUUGCCAAACCGUUAGCGAUGCUGAAUAAACAUCUGACUAACUUUCA
Cariama cristata (Red-legged seriema) is the source of this 475-nucleotide messenger RNA. RefSeq names its product ribosomal protein L24 (gene RPL24). The annotation marks the transcript as partial. The transcript is spliced from 4 exons. The record is from RefSeq and is a predicted model, not a curated record. Lineage: Eukaryota; Metazoa; Chordata; Aves; Cariamiformes; Cariamidae. Gene Ontology annotation, molecular function: mRNA binding; structural constituent of ribosome. Gene Ontology annotation, biological process: cytoplasmic translation. Gene Ontology annotation, cellular component: cytosolic large ribosomal subunit.